GUGUGUGUGUGUGUGUGUGUGUGCGUGGGUGGUGUUAUUUUUUACGUGUCUGUCUAGUCCGCAGAUCGCUAUUUGAGUCAGUUUUCAGACAUUCUGACUCAAUUGCAAAUGAUCUCCACACAACAGCAGGCAAUCAUCACCCGAGUGACAGCUGUGGAAGAGAAAGUGAACGGCAUGGAUGCAUUGAGGGAGAGAGUUUCUACCGUCGUCACUAACCUCAGUUCACUCAGCUCCAACGUGGAUACACGCUUGGCUGCAGUGGACUCACGCAUUGCCGCAGUGGAUUCACGCUUUGCUGCCCUGGAGUCACGUGCCUCCAGACAGUUGUCACCUUCACCAUCAACAGCAUCAUCAGCAGCGGCAGCAGUAGUAGCUGCAUCUCCACCACAGAAGCGUGAUUACACACAGAUCCACAAAUCGAGAUACUCGUUUGGUAGUUGGGGCAGUGGGAGAGAUCAGUUUAACUCUCCUAGGGCACUAGCAACCAACAAAGCUGGUGACCUGAUCAUCUGUGACUCCUUCAACAACAGAAUAAAGAUACACGGUGUUGAUGGCCAGUUCAAGCAGACGAUUGGUCAGAGGGGUACAAACUGUGGACAGUUCAACUGGCCAGCAGCCGUGCAUGUAACAGAUGAUGAACGAGUGAUCAUUGCUGAUACUGACAACCACCGACUACAGAUCACUGACAAAGAUUUCUCCGAGUUCAGCACCAUAGGAAAGUGUGGAUCAGAAAUUGGCGAGUUCGACUACCCAUUAGGUGUUGUCCAAGUGAACCACAGCGUACUGGGCCAGUGCCUUGCAGUGACUGAUACAGCGAACCAUCGGGUUCAGAUUGUGCCAUGCAGUGGUGAGACAGGAUAUGCGUUUGGAACAGCAGGUAGUGGUCAAGGCCAAUUUCAAUUGCCAAGAGGCAUCACAGUGUACCACAACAGGUUGUUUAUUGCUGAUAGUAACAACCAUCGCAUCCAGGUAUGUUAUCAUGUCAAUCUGGCAACAACGUCAACAAUGAUGCGGAAUACAACAACAACAACAACAACAACAAUAACAACAACAACAACAACAACAACAACAACAACAACAACAACAACAACAACAACAACAACAACAACAACAACAACAACAACAACAACAACAACAACAACAACAACAACAAGUUACAACAAAACUACUACUACUAAAACUACUACAACAGCAGCAGCAGCAGCAGAAAUGGAAGCAGUAGCAAGUUCAGCUUUAUAUCGUUGUGCCAGGUAUUUAUAG
Messenger RNA from Sycon ciliatum, 1260 nucleotides. Its product is annotated as E3 ubiquitin-protein ligase TRIM71-like. The transcript has 5 exons. Gene Ontology annotation, biological process: proteasome-mediated ubiquitin-dependent protein catabolic process; protein polyubiquitination. Bases 109 to 1260 code for a protein of 383 amino acids. The record is from RefSeq and is a predicted model, not a curated record. Gene Ontology annotation, molecular function: protein binding; ubiquitin protein ligase activity. NCBI's taxonomy places the organism in Eukaryota, Metazoa, Porifera, Calcarea, Leucosolenida, Sycettidae.